Myotis daubentonii (Daubenton's bat) is the source of this 1374-nucleotide messenger RNA. It is a transcript of the gene GPR108, whose product is annotated as G protein-coupled receptor 108. NCBI's taxonomy places the organism in Eukaryota, Metazoa, Chordata, Mammalia, Chiroptera, Vespertilionidae. Gene Ontology annotation, biological process: transport. Gene Ontology annotation, cellular component: Golgi apparatus; membrane. The record is from RefSeq and is a predicted model, not a curated record. The transcript has 12 exons.
AUGCGCCUGUUUACCAAAAGCCUGAACUCCCGCAGGGAGCCACAUCCCGGGGGUAGGAAAGAGAAAGCCCGUCCUCGGGAAUCCUGGGAAAGGGGAGGGGCUUGCCCGCGGAAGCCCGCGGAGUGGGGCCCGAGGCUACUUCUGCUGCUCCAGUUGUGCUGCAGUUCCGGGCGCAUCCACCAGCUGGCGCUGACGCCGAGUCACACCGCGGGCGGGGGCGGGGGGGCGGGACGCAGCUUUGUCCCAGGGAAGCCUCUGGCUUGGAGUGGUCUCUUCCUAUUUCUCCCGCUCCUUUCGCGGGAUGGAGCGGUCCAGCCACCCCGGCUUCCAGAACCAGCGACUUCUCCUCCGAGGGUCCACCGGAUUGAGUUGCCCGGUGGACCACGUUGGGGUCGUGAUGCCCAUCAGGGGCGGGGCUUCAUCUGUCCGCACCCCCAGACUCUUAGCUCUCUAAAUGCCUGGGAUCUCAUUGCUUGGCUCCAUCCAGGAGUCCCCGGGAUUCGCUCUAGAACGGGGUCCUCUGGGCACUCAUUGGGAUCUCGGGGGGCUCAGUUGAAAUCAGCACGCUGGGGAUUCCACAUGGUAAUUGGCUUGAGGGCCAAGGAAGGCCAAUAUAGUCUCAGUUUCCACAACUGCUACAAUCUGAUGCGGGGACAGGAAUGCCCAUUCGACAUCAUGUUGAGUGGAUGGUACAAUGUCUUCAAGAUCCACUUGCUCAUGGUGGCCCCGGCUUUCACCAGGAAUAUCUUGAUCCUUUUCCACAGUAUCAACUACUACUCUAUCAACAACCAGGGCCCCCACAUCAAAGGCCUUGCUGUCAUGCACUACAUGACACACCUAUGAAUGAAGGGAGCCCUCCUCUUCAUCAUUUCCUUGAUCAUCUCUGGCUGGGCCUUUGUCAACUGCAUUCUGUCCAACAAGGAGGAGAUCUUUGGGAUCAGGAUCCCCCCACAGGUCCUGGUUGACCUGGCCCACAUUGUCAUCAAGUCCUAUGAGGAGGGUGUCAGUGACUAUGGGCUUCUCUUUCUGGUAGAUCUUAUCUGCUGAGAUACCAUCCUUUUUCCUGUGGUCUGGUCCAUCCAACAUCUGGCACCAAGGAAGGGUGAGGACCCCUCAAUGGCAGUGAACCUGGCCAAGCUGAAGCUGUUUCGGCAUUACUAUGUCAUGGUAGGAGUCUCUGUCCCUUGCAGAUCAUCUGUUGUAUCUACUUCACGAGGAUCAUCGCUAUCCUGCUGUGGGUGGCCAUGCCCUUCCAAUGGCAGUGGCUGUACCAGGUUACAAGUGCUGCAGGCAGGCAACAACCUCUGCAAGUGUGAGCCCUCAGACUGAAAUGGUGGGGCUAUGGUGGGUGGAGCCGAGGUGCAGGAUUGGUGG